Molecule: messenger RNA, 2131 nt
Organism: Esox lucius (northern pike)
Lineage: Eukaryota; Metazoa; Chordata; Actinopteri; Esociformes; Esocidae
Gene: p2rx2
Product: purinergic receptor P2X, ligand-gated ion channel, 2
Exons: 12
Coding region: 55-1278 (407 amino acids)
Biological process (GO): response to ATP; monoatomic cation transmembrane transport
Cellular component (GO): plasma membrane; nuclear inner membrane
Molecular function (GO): extracellularly ATP-gated monoatomic cation channel activity; purinergic nucleotide receptor activity; ATP binding
Source: RefSeq, a predicted model, not a curated record
AACACACUCAGGACUUAACAUCUGAGAAAACAUUUUAUAAAUUAAGAAUCCACGAUGGGACUGCUUGAUUUUAUUAGGGAUUAUUUUCUUGGUUUCUGGGACUAUGAGACACCGAAGGUAAUGGUGGUUAAAAACAGAAAACUUGGAGUUAUUUAUAGAGGGGUUCAGUUUCUUGUGAUCACCUAUUUCAUCUGGUAUGUGUUUAUUAGUCAGAAGGCCUAUCAGGAAAGUGAGACGCGGCCAGAGAGCUCAGUCUACACUAAAAUGAAAGGCACAGCACUGCAAGGAGACCAUGUCCUCGACACGGUGGAGUACGUCAGACCCUUAGAGGGCGGUGAUGUGAUCAGUGCAAUACUGAGACGAGUGGUCACAUAUAACCAGAGACAAGGCACGUGUGCUGAGCAUUUUACAGUUACCAAUGCCAACUGCUCAAAGGACUCUGACUGCAUCCCAGGAGAAGUGGACUUUAAUGGCAAUGGAAAGAGAACUGGGCGCUGUGUUCCCUACUAUAAUCAGACCUUCAAGACCUGUGAGAUUCAGACCUGGUGUCCUAUUGAGCAAUUCGCAGCAAUACAGGAGCCGGCAUUAGCCGAAGCCAUCAAUUUUACUGUUUACAUCAAGAACUCUGUCCAUUUCCCCAAAUUUAAAGUGCUGAGAGGAAACAUCAAAACAAACCAACAGAAUGCCAAGAAAUAUUUGAAAAAGUGUCAUUACGAUGAGAAGAAUCAUCCCUACUGUCCCAAUUUCCGGCUGGGUUAUAUCGCAGAACAGGCCAGGGAGAAGUUCAGCGAGCUCUGCAAAACCGGGGGAGUGAUUGGAGUGUUCAUCAACUGGAAGUGUGACCUUGACCUGGACUCCUCAAAAUGUAAACCCACCUACUCCUUCCGUCGCCUGGACCUCCGGAAGAACCUGCCCAACUCUGGUUAUGACUUCAGAUUUGCCAAGUACUACAGUAAGGAUGGAAAAGAAUUCCGGACUCUUAUCAAUGCCAUUGGAAUUCGUCUUGACGUCAUAGUUCAUGGACAUGCCGGACGUUUCAGCAUCAUCCCAACUAUCAUCAAUACAGUGACAGCCAUGACAUCAGUUGGAAUAUGUUCCAUAAUCUGUGACUGGAUCAUGCUCACUUUCAUCGACAAGAAUGAUGUCUACAGUGACAGAAAGUUUGAUGAUGACAGCAAAGUGCAGAACUCCACCCAGAAUCUCACACUUCCCACAGAAUUCUCCAUCAUCAGCUAUUGCUCUACACACUCCGACCUGUCAGAAGGAGUGGCCCUGUGAUGUCCCGUCGCCGCAUUGACCUUCUGGCCACGGCUGUCUUUUGGCCACGUGCGUUGAUGAGGCUCUUGACUGCUGAAAAGACUCACGGACUGACUGAUGACUCACGUUCCCUUGCUCAGAAAUUUCAUGCAGUUAUUUUAUAGCGGAGUGGCAUCAACAUGGCACAGUUGCAAUAUUGUAUAGUGGCAUUGUUGCAUGCUACGUCAUUAAUGCUGUCAUUGAGUGACAUUGCUAUAACAUAGAAUGUGGUUAGCCGACAUGUAAUAUACCUAUCCAGGCAUACUGUCAGGCAAAAGCAACGCUUGAGCAGUGGAAUGUAGCCAUGGUCUUAGAUGUUCUCACAGAGACCAACUUGAUGUAUCAACCUCUGUCCCAGUGGAAGAGAACCGAAAAACAGCUAAGGCUUUUUUGAGUGCCAUUGGUUAUUUCACUGAAAGAAAUGCCCUGUAAUGGGUUUGUUUAAAUUCCAUGUAAAUGUUGUUGAUAUUCAGGAAUAGAAUUACACUCCCGUGGAGAGAUGUACAGUUCAACUCACAGGGACCAGCUCGGCAUGGCCCCCAGCUGAAUGUCAACUGCUAACAAUUCUAAUUUCAAUCAAAUCAAAGAAAAACUAAAUCUUGAAUAGCAAUUCAUUUACAAGUACAUCAUACUGAGAACACGCCAUGCUUCACCCCAAACCAGGUCAAUAACCUGUAAACACUAUAGACACAAACAAUAAUAAACAUCUAACACACAUUUGUAACUUGUGAUUACAGGUUACAAAUACAGGUUACCAACAGUCAAUCAUAUACUUACAUCUGAUUAGAUUAAAUAAACACAUUGUAUUUUGUCACAUGAGUUUUGUGGUGUCAAA